GAGUCAUUCUCCUUCUGACUGAACAGAGAGAGGAAAGCAGCAAAGAGACAAGUCAGGGGUUGACAGAUUGGGUGAGAACAGAUCCACCAAUGGUCCUCCGAAUCCCUCUGCGUAGAAGUGCCAGCUACACCCCAGACCACCAGUCUGGGGUGGAGGCACCCACUCCUUCGCCACUGAAAGUGGAGGCCAAUGUGGUGGUCCUUGGAGCAGACAGCGUGGGAAAAUCAGCUCUGACAGUGCGCUUUCUCACUAGAAGGUUCAUCGGGGAAUAUGGAGACAUGGAGUCUAUCUACACCCACACUUUGGCAGCGGAAGGCAGAGAGAUCCUCUUCCACAUCUGGGAUUUCCCUUGCUCACAGGAACGGACAGAUGAGAGCCCUUCUGAGGACAAGCGCAUCCAGUGGGCCGAUGGCUUUGUCUUGGUCUACAGCAUCUGUGACCGAGCCAGCUUUAACAGUGUGCAGCCCAAAGUCCAGUUCAUCAAGGCGGCCAAAGAAGGACCAUCCCAGGAGAAAGUGCCCAUUGUCAUUGUGGGCAACAAGCGAGACUUGCACCACCGGCGCACAGUCUCUAGCGAGGAGGGCAGGCUCCUGGCUCUUUCCUUGGACUGCGAGUUCUACGAGGUGUCAGCAGCAGAGGCCUACCACGGGGCCCUCGUGGUCUUCAACAGCCUGGCGGAACGCAUCUGCGAGGCCAAACUGGCCGUGAAGAAAGGCACUGGGAUCCGCAGCAUCGUGAAGAGCGUGUCUGCUGUGUUUGCCCGGAAGAGAACAGACUCCAUGUGAGACAUGGUGGAAGCUGGUCCACCAGGGCGAACAGGGCACUGCCCCACCAACCUCAGUCUGCCAUCAGCCAGCUCCCACCUGCCUGCCUUCUUAUGUACAACCCAUCAGGGGGUGGCUCGGUCUGUCAGUGGCUGUGGAGCCACCUACUGUUGGUCUCCUUGCCUUCUGCCCUACCAGUCCCAAUGGGCACCCACCACCACUAGUGAGGUGGACUGAGAAUAUGAGAAACACCAUGGCAUCCAGCCUUCACUGCCUGGAGUAGGGUAUCUCAUUCUUCUAACCCUGCUCCAGAGGCAGGAGUCUGCAGGGCAAUGCGACUCAAUAGGCAAUAAAGUGAUUUCCUGUGGUGUUGAAAU
Lacerta agilis (Sand lizard) is the source of this 1141-nucleotide messenger RNA. Its product is annotated as ras-related and estrogen-regulated growth inhibitor-like protein. Bases 90 to 785 code for a protein of 231 amino acids. The record is from RefSeq and is a predicted model, not a curated record. The transcript is spliced from 4 exons. Lineage: Eukaryota; Metazoa; Chordata; Lepidosauria; Squamata; Lacertidae. Gene Ontology annotation, molecular function: GTP binding; GTPase activity.